AUGGACAAGGUUGAAUCGACAACAAUACCGACUAACCACAAAGACUUAAUUAAUGAUGUUUCGUACGAUUUCUAUGGUCGUAGGAUGGCUUCUUGUUCCGCAGACCAAAGAGUAAAAGUUUACGAUUUUGAAGAAGAACACGAAAAUUGGAAAGUCUCAUCUGAAUGGAGAGCUGGAGAUGCUAGUCUUAUGAGAAUUGAAUGGGCUCAUCCAGAAUUUGGUCAAGUUUUAGCCGUCUGUAGUUUAGACAGAGGCGUUCGAGUAUAUCAGGAACAAAAGGGGGUGUCAAAUAGGAAAACAUGGGUUGAGGUUGCAAAAUUAAUGGAUGCCAGAAGUGCGGUGAUGGAUAUCAGUUUCUGUCCUAUUCAGCAUGGUUGUAAACUUGCUGCAAUUUCGGCAGAUGCUACUUUAAGGAUCUAUGAAGCUCUUGAGCCUGAAAAUCUUUCUUCUUGGACUUUGAUGGAUGAGAUUAAAUUACUACCUUCCCCUCCUUCUCGUAAUGAGCAAUUUUCCUUUUGUGUAAGCUGGUGUCCGUCUCGUUGGCGCACCCAGUGCAUUGCAGUUGGGUGUAUGGACACUGCUUACUUAUAUACUCAAAAUACCAGUGCAAAAUGGAAGCAAAUUGCUACCCUGCCCGGACAUACUGAUCUUGUCCGUGAUAUAGCAUGGGCGCCUGCGAUGGGUCGUCUUUACCAUUUACUAGCUACCGCUAGCAAGGAUGGAAACGUACGCAUUUUUAAAGUUUCGAUUCCUUUACAAACAAAUCAAGCAACCUCUUUUGAAUACGAGUCCGCCGCAGAAACAACUGAAGAACCCAUAAAGGUAGAAUUAAUUGGUGAAUACGACAAUCACAAGUGCCAGGUUUGGAGGUGUCAGUUUAACGUUACCGGUACAAUUUUAAGCACUUCUGGUGAUGAUGGUUGUGUUCGAUUAUGGAAAGCCUCAUACGCUAAUCUCUUCAAAUGCAUCUCGGUAGUUUCAUUAGAAAGGAAACCAGAACGUGCUGUUUAA
Schizosaccharomyces octosporus yFS286 is the source of this 1011-nucleotide messenger RNA. Its product is annotated as nucleoporin Seh1. Gene Ontology annotation, biological process: cellular response to amino acid starvation; positive regulation of TORC1 signaling. The coding region runs from base 1 to 1011 and encodes 336 amino acids. The record is from RefSeq and is a predicted model, not a curated record. Gene Ontology annotation, molecular function: structural molecule activity; protein binding. The transcript is spliced from 3 exons. Lineage: Eukaryota; Fungi; Ascomycota; Schizosaccharomycetes; Schizosaccharomycetales; Schizosaccharomycetaceae. Gene Ontology annotation, cellular component: Seh1-associated complex; nuclear pore outer ring.